Molecule: messenger RNA, 1655 nt
Organism: Colletotrichum acutatum
Lineage: Eukaryota; Fungi; Ascomycota; Sordariomycetes; Glomerellales; Glomerellaceae
Exons: 2
Coding region: 390-1391 (333 amino acids)
Source: RefSeq, a predicted model, not a curated record
GGAGCAAGGGUUUUAGUUGAUCCACACAGCUGCAUUUGGUGAUUUGGAACCAACAAGAUCUCGAAUUCGGCGGCUAGGUGAGGCUCAGUAUGGCGUUUGACGCCUUCAUCCAGAUGUAGCUUCAACGUUUUGCAUUUCAAAGCCUGUGCCACUCCGCUUCUUCAAUGUUUCAUAUCCCUCAGCAAUUGUUAAGUGCCUUACCUUAUAAAAGCUCACGCUCCCGAUCCCCUUGACAGUCAUGGGUUCUAUCCACUUGUCAUUUCGACGCAUCUAGGCCCCCACGCCAGUAAGAUUCCACACUCGAAACUAAAGUCCUCCAGCCUCAUAUUUUCUCAACUUGGCUCAUUCUCCUAUCUUACCGAGCUUAAAGCCUCGAUACGCAGUACACCAUGGAGAUCCUCGAGACUCCUCUCCCCCAAAAUCAACUAAAGACUCACGAUGUAUCCGAUGACGCACCGGGAGCACCUUUGAUAAAUUCGACGCCCGCAGUCUCGUCUCCGAGCUGCCUUCACGAUAAUGAUGUGUUUGACUUACUAUGGUUAGCCUUUGAUAACAAGCAAGCCGUUCAAGGCGUCUUCAAUGUCCAGGGCGCCGUGGCUUCUGGAAAAGCCGAGCUUGUUGUGUUUGCUUGGCAAAACCUCAUGAUGAAGGAUCAUCUGAGGGAUGCCAUUGAGCACCGUACUUGGCAAUUCUGCAAGGAACAUCACAUUCCCACAUUCUUUGUCUCUAGCAUGUAUUUCCUAGGUCAUGGUUGUGGUUUUGAUUACGCUAUUCGCGCUGUAGCCGUUACUUUCCAGGAAGGCAGCGAGCUGACAGAUGAGAUCAACGACAUGAAGAGGAGGAUUCAAAUGCUCAGGCGUAUUCCUGAUGAAUCCGAAGCUGAAGAGUUCAUCAACAGCGAUACACUCGAAGGCAAGCCCGAUGGCUUCGAAGCUGAAGAUCACAUUUGCACCGGUACUUUCGGCAACAAGCCCGACGACUUUAAGCCUGAAGAAGAUGUUUGUGUCGAAAAUCUUAAUGGCAAGCCUGAUGAUGCCGACACUCAAGAUUCCGCAUGCAGCGAGAUUCUCAGUCACAAACCCGAUGGUCUCGAGACUGAGAUAUCAGCCUCUGCAGAUGUCCUCGAAAGCAAGCCGAGCGACCUCGAGGCGAUACAGCCCAUGCGCGCUGAUAGCUUUGGAAGCCUAUCUAUGGCAUCUGAGAUUGCACAGUCUACGCGCACUGACAGCUUUGGGAGCACUUCAAGUGCAUCAAGCAUGUCAGGCGAGUCUGACGACUUCGAUCCUUUGGAGUCCAGUCGCGCUGAUAGCUUUGGAAGCCAACCGAGCAUGUCUGAAGGCUCCGUUGCUGAAGACCCAACUUUUGCUGAGAGUAUGGAAGAUGGCCGAUAAGUUCAUCCUGGCAUAUCUCUGUCAUGAUGACUUAGGCUACGCAGUAAUGUCUGGAUGGAUCGACAUACCAACAUCCCCGGGGCCCCGGGCCAAUGUUUGGUUCAAAAGGUGUGCGGGGGCAACGCGGUUCGAGUACCUUGGUCGAUCAAGUGGAUGUGAAUGGAGGCACUCGAUCCUAUCAUCCUCUCAAUGACUACAUGCUAAUUUUCUGAACUAAGUACGUUUGAGUCCAUGAUGUGAGCUGCGAAGAUGACCUUCUCGACG